AUGUCUUGGAUGGAUUCCUGGUCUCGGCCUUCAGCCAACAGCAAAGUCCCGGCUCCCCUCUACCUCACAGGCGAAGAUGUACCGUAUUGCCACACCUGUGGGCGGGUGAUGAGUACCAAGAAGACCGACAGCAAAAAGAAAAACAGUAACAAUGUUGUCAAGUAUUGCAGUGACAGAUGUCGAAAUCGAAAACCUGGAGCACUGGAUCGAAAAAUUGAACAUACCGUCGCUAGUCUACUUAAUGGCGAGGAUGAUGCUGGACUGGAUCAAACUCUGGCGAGGACGAGAGCCGUGAAGGGGGACCCCAGGUUGAUUGUGACUUGUGAUGAAAUCGAGGCGAUUGUAUUCGGAAGUCGAUUCGAUCCGGAGAGGACAUCGGGACGGAGGAAGAACCGGAGAAGUCGUGCUAUUGGCGAAAAGUCGGAGUGGAAAAGUGUAGAUAUGGAAGACCCAAAGGAGAGUGAUGAGGAUGAUGGUGAUUAUAGUGAUGAAGACUCCCGCUCAUCCACACAUUCCGAAGUUGGUGGCGUGCGGGUGCGGUUGCCACAAGACAUUGCGGAAGAGAAUUUCAGCGCGAUGGGUGGCGAGAGGGGUGCAAAGGAGAAGAUUGUAGAGAGUGAAGAGGAUCUGGCUCGGAGGAGGGCGGGCGCGAAGAGGGCAGAGGAGAGGGAAAUGGUUCGGCGGGCUGUGAGGAGAAUUGUGAUUUUCGGAGUGGAGGUCCCGAGAAGGGAGGAGAGGAAGGGAGGCGCGAAGUCUGAGGGUGGGAAGGGUGCAUCGAAGAAACAUAAGAAGCUUCAGGCAGAGGAGGAGGAAGUGGAGGAGAAGGAUACGGAGAUGAGGAAGGGGGAGGCUUUGAUGGCUGGGAUGGUCGUUGAGCCUUCUUUUGCAAAAGGAAACUGGUCGGUGCGGUGGCGAGACUGA
Ramularia collo-cygni is the source of this 921-nucleotide messenger RNA. RefSeq names its product related to chitinase. The record is from RefSeq and is a predicted model, not a curated record. The coding region runs from base 1 to 921 and encodes 306 amino acids. Lineage: Eukaryota; Fungi; Ascomycota; Dothideomycetes; Mycosphaerellales; Mycosphaerellaceae. The transcript has a single exon.